This is a messenger RNA of Myotis lucifugus (little brown bat), 1958 nucleotides long. RefSeq names its product F-box and leucine rich repeat protein 22 (gene FBXL22). NCBI's taxonomy places the organism in Eukaryota, Metazoa, Chordata, Mammalia, Chiroptera, Vespertilionidae. The record is from RefSeq and is a predicted model, not a curated record. The coding region runs from base 1431 to 1958 and encodes 175 amino acids. The transcript has 3 exons. Gene Ontology annotation, molecular function: protein binding.
CCUUUUAGCUGUUUUGCCAGUUCGUCCUCAACGGAGGACAGCUGAGACUGGCUUCUAGGAGCAAGGGAGCUGGUCAGAAUCCUCUCCUUCCUCAGCUGUAUCCGCUUUUAAAGGCAGGCAAAGCUGCACUGGGCCUGACCAAGCUGGAGUUCCUGAAGGGGGGUCCAGCAUAGUUGCUUCCUCUCUCUUACCCUACAAACUGGAAAUAAAGAAUUCCUGUUCCUUCCAGUGCCAGUUAAAUGGGAGAAGGAAGAAAGGUAGCCCCUUAGGUGGAGUUCCCUGGUCCAGCAGAGGGAGAAAGGGCUGCUCGCCUCACUCCUGUGGUCCGAUGCAGCUUUUUACUAUCGGCAUUGCACCAACCACCCGCCCACCCUGUACACAAAGCCAGGCCCUCAGAGCAGGGAAUGACAGCAGAGUCCAGGGUAGAACGGAUUCGAGCAAGCACUGUUAGGAAAUGGAUCCAUGUGUUGAGAAGUCUGGGUUACUUUAGGAGGGAGAACUUAAUGGAAAAGACUUCCAUGCGAUCUGCUAAGCGGAACUAAGGCAUUCACAAGGAUGGUGGGAGGUUCGCUUAAAGGGAAAACUCGGCCUAAAAUACUUUGACCUAAAGUUGUUUCACGCACUUUUGUAUGAAGAGCUACUUUAUCCAUCCUGAGUGUUUUGGAAAUACAGGCUAGAUACAAUAGGACACAUUAGAAAAAGGUAAAGCAAGUAAAUUUAAAACAUGACACAGAAGAAACCAGAAAGGUAAGCUACUGAAGGUAAAUGUUUUAGGAACAACUUGGGAUAAAAGCAGAGCCCAUAGGAGGUCCGGGACACCCCUCUGCCUGGUGGAGGGCAGCAGGGUUUGAAGGCAGAUCAGCCCAGCCUGGAAAAGCCAUCACCACUGAGUAAAAGCAGGAGAGGCAUUAUCCGUGUCUGCUCACAGCUCAGGAAACAGAAAUGUCACCCUGAGCUCUUUCCACAACAGGCUUCUUCCUACUAAGAGUGGGGCAAAACUCCGAUGUUCAGUAGGAGAGAAGAGCAGAUCCUAUUUACAGUCAGAGUCCCUCCGUGCGCAGAGCUGCAAGCCCGGACAGAGGUGGUCUGGCUAGCCACCUAGAAUGAAAUGCCUCGGGAAAAGCCAAACGAGCUCACUGCUGAACACCAUUGUCAGCUAAAAGGAAAAGAAAUCCCUUUUAAGGAAACUAUUUAACUUCAAUAGGCUGCUUUUCUGCCAGGAUUUCCAAUUCCUCUGAACAUAAGCCGAGACACAGACUGCUGCACGUAUGUCUGAUACUGCCCCCCCUCCCCCCAGCUCCAGCACCAGUUGUUAGCCCAAAAUAAACCCCAUUCCACAACCAUAUAUGUCCACGGGCCCAGAGCUGGGGAGGAGCAGGAGGUAGGUCAGGUCCCUGGGCCCCAGCCACACGCCGUGGCUGCUGCACACCAUGCACAUCACCCAGCUCAACCGAGAAUGCCUGCUGCACCUCUUCUCCUUCCUGGACAAGGACAGCAGGAAGAACCUCGCCAGGACCUGCCCCCAGCUCCAGGACGUGUUUGAGGACCCCGCGCUCUGGCCCCUGUUGCACUUUCGCUCCCUCGCAGAACUCAAGAAGGACAACUUCCUCCUGAGCCCGAUGCUCAGGAACCUCUCCAUCUGCUGGCACUCCAGCCGCGUGCAGGUGUGCAGCAUUGAGGACUGGCUCAAGAGCGCCUUCCAGAGGACCAUCUGCAGCCGGCAUGAGAGCCUGGUCAAUGAUUUCCUCCUCCAGGUGUGCGACAGGUGCCCCAACUUGGCGUCCGUCACGCUGUCCGGCUGCGGCCACGUCACCGAAGACUGCCUGGCGCGGCUGCUGCGCUGCUGCCCGCGCCUCCUUAGGUUUUUACCUGUUGGACUUGUUGAACGUGGGCACAUGCCUGGUCUUCGAUUUCAGGGUUUUGUUCACUUAGAUCCCCACCUUUUUCCACCAAAUUAA